CACCAACAUCCACUGAUCAUUACACUCAUCAUUUAAACAGCCUUCAGCUCCAAGGGGACUUUAAAAGACAGCGGUGAACAGAGACAUCCCCUGAUAUAUUAUUACAACUAUUUGGUUUUCUAUUUUGUUUGGAGAGCUCUGUGUUCCAGUGUACAGGAGUUUAGACGGUUAGGAGCAGAGCAUGUUGGUGUGUGUGAUCCUGCUCCUGGUCUCUCUGUGUGCCCAGGGAGGAAACGGCAAGGACACACAGAAACCAGGCCAUGUUUCUGUGGUGAUAGUGGGAGGUACAGGUGACCUGGCAAAGAAGUACCUGUGGCAGGGCUUCUUCGAGCUCUACGUCAACCAGGUCAGCAGUGGAUACAGCUUUUCCUUCUAUGGUGGGGGACUGUCACCUGUUGAAAAAGCCAAGCCUGUCUUCUUUGGCAUCCUGAAGGCAGUGACCUGUCCGAAGGAUGUGUCACAGGAGCGCUGCGCUCUGCUGAAAGAGCAGUUCCUGCGCCUCUCCGAGUAUCGACAGCUGAAGACCUUAGAAGAUUAUCAGGAUCUAGCCAAGCAUAUUGAGCAGCAGCUUCAGCAGGAGGGACUGACUGAGGCAGGGAGGCUCUUCUACCUCUCAGUGCCAGCAUUUGCUUACGCAGACAUCGCUGAGAAAAUAAACAGCAGCUGCAGGCCAGUUAGUGGUGCAUGGCUGAGGGUAGUAUUGGAGAAACCUUUUGGACAUGAUUUCAGGAGUGCUCAGGUACUGGCAUCUCAGCUGGAGAGCUCCUUGAAAGAUGAAGAAAUGUACAGAAUAGAUCAUUACCUGGGGAAGCAGGUGGUUGCAAAGAUUCUUCCAUUCAGGAUAGAAAACAGGAAGUUUCUGGAUCCAAUCUGGAACAAGCACUACAUUGAGAGAGUGGAGAUAGUACUGAAAGAGACCCUGGAUGUAAAAGGUCGCAUUCCUUUCUACGACCAAUACGGGGUGAUCAGAGAUGUGCUACAGAACCACCUGACUGAAGUUAUGACCCUGUUGACAAUGCAGCUCCCUGUGAAUCUGACCAGCAGUGAGGAGGUCCUUCAAAACAAGCUACAACUCUUCAGCUCCCUGCUACCUAUAGGAAAGAAUCAAGCUGUGAUUGGGCAGUACCAAGCAUACAAAACUCAGGUUCAGCAGGAGCUCAAUGUGUCAAAAGAUCACGUCAGUAUCACGCCAACAUUUGCAGCUGUGUUGGCACACAUCGAUGAGGCCCAGUUUGAAGGAGUCCCAAUUCUUUUGACUUCAGGGAAGAUGUUGGAUGAACGUGUUGGAUAUGCACGCAUACUUUUCAAGAAUGACAUCUUUUGUCUCCAGAACCACAACAGCGUUCACUGCAAGCCCAAACAGAUAGUUUUCCACUUUGGCCAUGGCAACCUUCAAUACCCAGCAAUCCUUGUGAGCAAGAAUUUAUUUAAACCUGUUUAUAAAGAUUUAAAGUGGAAAGAAGUGACAGAGCACAAAGACGUCAGCAUUCUGGGUUUGCCUGUUUCAGACUACUAUGUGCAGACUCCAACAGAGCAGAAGGAAGCUUAUACAGAGCUGAUCUCUCAUAUUUUUGCUGGGCAUAAAAAUAGUUUCAUUAGUACUGAAAACUUGCUUGCCUCCUGGGGGAUGUGGACACCACUUCUCAUCAGCAUAGCCAGCUCAUUUCCACGCAUCUACCCAGGAGGAGCAGACAAUGGAGACCUGCUGGAUGUGCGUUUAAAAGGGAAAGAGAUUAGUUACAACAGCGAGGUGGUAAUCAUCAGCAAUGAUCCCAUGAGUGCGACAACAACAAAGGGUUUUCAGGUGAUGCAGGGUAAAUUCCGGGGCUCUGACAUGGUGUCUGCGUGGGCGGAGGAGCUGGUGGAGAAGCUAGCUGCUGAUUUGCAGGAAGCAGCUGAGGAAGCGGUGCGUGAGAGUGGUGUUUUCCAUCUCGCCCUUUCUGGCGGAUCAUCUCCCCUUGCUCUGUUCCACCACCUUGUUCUGCAUCACUUCUCCUUCCCCUGGAGGGACACCCACGUGUGGAUGGUGGAUGAGCGCUGUGUGCCAACAACUGAACUUGACUCAAACUUCCGAAAUGUCCACGACCAUCUGCUGCAGCACGUGAGGAUUCCCUACUACAACAUCCACCCCAUGCCGGUGCAGCUGAACCAGCGUCUGUGUGUGGAGGAGGAUGAAGGAGCGCUGCAGUAUGAAAAAGAAAUCAGGAGGCUGGUUAAUGGAUCCAGUUUUCACUUUGUGCUGCUAGGAGUCGGCUAUGACACCCACACAGCCUCCCUCUUCCCAGGGAGUAAUUUGGGAGAGCAUGGAGAGAGACUGGUGGCCCUGACAGAGAGUCCCGCCAAGCCUCACAGGCGCAUGAGUAUCACUUUUAAUGCCAUUAACCGAGCCCACAGGGUUGGUCUCUUAGUGAUGGGUAAAGGCAAACAUGAAAUGAUCACCCAGCUGAGCCGAGUAAAGGACAACCCAGAGAAAUGGCCCAUCACUGGGGUGAAGCCCUCUGAUGGCAGGUUAGUUUGGUACCUAGACUAUGAUGCCCUUUUAGGAUAGUAUCAUUUCUGGCUGUUUUAAUUGACUGGAAGAUAAUUAACCAGCACUUAAAGGAGCAGUUUACAUGUAUGACUUUAUUGAUCACAAAUGCUACAACUUCGUACGUGGCUUUCUUCAUUGCAACCAGUCAUUGGUUACAGUUCUCAUUGAAAUAUCAUAGAAAUGUAUCAUGGCUGUCACUCUUAAUUUUGACAGGGGAAAUGUACAUUUAAAGCUGUUUAAAGCUAUGAAAUUCUUUUUGUGACUGAUGCAUGUCACCUCAUGUGGCUAAAAAAAGCUUUCAAACAAGAGUUAACCGCAAGAAAGAGUUCCAGAUAAACCACAAUGGGACAGACUGACAUCAACAACACAGUAAGAUUUUAAGGGUUAUAACAAUGAAAAUUUUAAAAACUAGUAGUCAAAGUGUUGGGGCCUGUGUCCACUAAUUUUUAAAAAUAUCUGUCAGCGCCUGUUCUAUUGAGAAAUAUGAGCUAAUGCAUUCUAAGCUCAAAAACAUCAUCAUUGCUGGACUCAGUGCUAUCAGUUGAAAAUUGUGAAACUCUUGUAUCUCUUGGGUCAGGCUUUGCUAUAUCAACUCUGAUUGGGGAGAAACUGAUUCUUCUCCAUGCAGAAAUCACUUCCUGCCCCCCAUCUGGAGCUCUUCUCUGUGACAUGACAUCAUCUGCAAACAAUUGAUAAUAGCACAUUUUUAGCAUACAGAGAAAUUUAUAGCACUCUCACUGUUCACUACCAAGGGAAGUGGCAGAGCUGUUAAACAACAUUGUAUCCUAGCAACAGUAAUCACUGGCAAGAAAUGAAUUCAUAUUGAGGUUGUGGGUGCUACCAGCACAAAACGUCAACAGUGGACACAAGCCUUUAAACUCUAGUUGAAAACAGCUGAUGUAAAUCUUGAAACUCAGAACUUAAACCACCAUUUCCCAUCAUCUUUUAGUAACUUAUAUUCAGAGUUUUUAUAUUUUGUGCAAGCCUAAAUACAUUUGGCAGAUUAGUCAAUAUCUACAAUAUAUAUAAAUAAAUAUAUUUUAUAUACAUUUUUACAGUUUGCAAAGUGCAAAGUAGAACACUUAAUGAAGGUCUGAUGCUGUAGACAGUUUAGAUACUUGUUAAAAACACAUAAAUGAUCUCAGGCAGUAAUACAGUUUACAGUGGGAUUUAUACCUCCUGAUUGUAUGUUUUCCAUUUCUGGGUGUCAGUGACUUACCUUAAAUUUUAUAAAUUAUUAAAGGAUACUAAUCCAGAUUGAUGCCUUAACAAUACAUUUUUGUAUGUUGAUGCAUGAAAUGAAAACAUUUGUUACUGAUGUGAUUAGGGGUUUUUAAACAUAUUUUGUGCAUCAUGUUUGAAGUACCUUCCUGACUCACACACAUUUCCUUUAUUAAACCAAUACCUAUGAUCUUCAGGUGCUUUUUAAAGAAAGAAUUCACACAAGGGCAGCUUAUUUUAAUUUUCAGGUGAUUUAGAAAUUGUCUUUAAAUUAAAGUAGAGCUCUGAUUAGUUCAGCAAUCAAAUUAUCGUGCCUCUUGGAUCCAAAGACUGUAUCUAAAGAUGGACAGUGUACUUCAGCCUCCUCCUGUUGCACAGAGUUGAAGACAAAAAUAACCCUGUGAAAGGUGCUGACAUAACACACAUUUGAAGACAGCGUCCAUACAGUAGGGAUCAGCUGAAUGAGCAGCAGCACUGACGUCAUGCCUCUUCCAUUAAUAUAGAUUGAUAUUGAUUGGUUUGAGCCAUGUCCUAUCUGUUAACAUGGAGGAAGUGGGACUGCAUGUUACAGCCUUUACUGCAGCCAGUCAGUUUUGGUUUCACUUCUGAUGCUGUGUUGUGCCAUCCAUUCUUUAUACAGUCUAUGGUUGGAUCCGCUAUGAUGAGCAUUAGUGUUUUGUUGUACUAAAUCAUGGUUGUUAAGUCAUAAAUAUUAAAUCACUUGAUAGUUUAUUAUGCUCUGUAACAUGGGUACAUGUGACAGUGAUUAUUUAUUUGUCUACAUUUUUGAAAAUGAUGUUUUCUCCUAUAAUUAUAUCUUAUCUCUUUACUUUUUUAUUUCAAUUUUGGCUUAUCAUGUGUGAAAUUUUCAAUUAAGAUGGUGGUAAUGACGAUUAGUGUAAAGAUGUUUUUCUGGACACUGACAAUGCAAGCACAAAGUUCUCCAAUUUUAUUUUUACACAUUCAUUUUGUUCUAAAGCUGUUCCUACAACGUUUAGCUUUACUUUCACUUCGUGUAAUCAUACUCAGAAUCUACUCUGUAAUUUGUGAAAACAUGACAUAAAUAUUGAUUGUUCAACAAAUAAAAAUGCACCAGCUUUAAAA
This is a messenger RNA of Cheilinus undulatus (humphead wrasse), 4855 nucleotides long. It is a transcript of the gene h6pd, whose product is annotated as hexose-6-phosphate dehydrogenase (glucose 1-dehydrogenase). Bases 182 to 2548 code for a protein of 788 amino acids. Gene Ontology annotation, biological process: pentose-phosphate shunt; glucose metabolic process; pentose-phosphate shunt, oxidative branch. Gene Ontology annotation, cellular component: endoplasmic reticulum. Gene Ontology annotation, molecular function: NADP binding; glucose-6-phosphate dehydrogenase activity; 6-phosphogluconolactonase activity. Lineage: Eukaryota; Metazoa; Chordata; Actinopteri; Labriformes; Labridae. The transcript is spliced from 5 exons. The record is from RefSeq and is a predicted model, not a curated record.